AUGGGUCAGCUUCCUACCACCCGAGUCUCGCCCAAUCGUCCUUUCGCACAUUCGGGCAUUGACUAUGCAGGACCAUUCGUGACAAAAACGUGGAAAGGGAAGAACGCACGCACUUAUAAAUCUUACAUCGCUGUAUUUGUCUGCUUCUCGACUUCUGCCGUGCACUUAGAAUUGGUCACGGAUUACACUGCUGAGGCUUUCAUUGCCGCGUAUAAGCAAUUUACGUCAAGAAGAGGAAUCUGUACAACGCUUUCAAGCGAUUGCGGAACCACACUCAAGGGAGCAGAUGCGGAAUUACGAAGAUUAUUCUCGCAAUCCACUAAGGAGUCAACCAACCUCGCCACGUUACUUGCAAAUGAUGGGACGCAGUGGAAGUUUAACCCUCCUUCCGCUCCGCACUUUGGAGGGAAGUGGGAAGCGGGGGUUAAAUCAGUGAAAUACCACCUUCAUCGAGUCGUAGGGGAUACUCUCCUAACUUAUGAAGAAAUGACUACCCUACUUUCACAAGUGGAAUCAGUCCUCAACUCAAGGCUUUUGUGCCCCCUCACAGAAGAUCCUGACGAUCUAAACGUACUUACACCUGGGCACUUCUUGCUGGGUAGUGCUCCAGUCAUUGUUCCGGAACCUUCAUUGGAAAUGGUUAAGUCAAGUCGAUUAUCGCGAUGGCAACUGGUGCGGCAGAAGCUUGAUUCGUUCUGGUCACAUUGGUCUAAGGAAUGUCUCCAGAGAUAUCUGUCAGUAUACAAAUGGAAUAGGGUGAGUAAAUCCCUCGAAAAAGGGACUUUAGUUCUGGUUGUUGAUGAGCGGUACCCGCCUUCAAAAUGGCCAUUGGGGCGCAUUAUCCAAACACACGCUGGUAAAGACGGUCGUACUCGAGUUGUCACGGUACAAACUCAAACCUCAGUUCUAAUACGACCCAUUGUUAAGGUUUGUCCUUUUCCAGGCAACCAGGACCAAGACACGCUGUAA
This is a messenger RNA of Wasmannia auropunctata (little fire ant), 969 nucleotides long. RefSeq lists its product as uncharacterized. The record is from RefSeq and is a predicted model, not a curated record. The coding region runs from base 1 to 969 and encodes 322 amino acids. Gene Ontology annotation, biological process: DNA integration. Gene Ontology annotation, molecular function: nucleic acid binding. Lineage: Eukaryota; Metazoa; Arthropoda; Insecta; Hymenoptera; Formicidae. The transcript has a single exon.